Molecule: messenger RNA, 4089 nt
Organism: Echinococcus granulosus
Lineage: Eukaryota; Metazoa; Platyhelminthes; Cestoda; Cyclophyllidea; Taeniidae
Product: Nuclear pore complex protein Nup160
Exons: 19
Coding region: 1-4089 (1362 amino acids)
Cellular component (GO): nuclear pore
Molecular function (GO): structural constituent of nuclear pore
Source: RefSeq, a predicted model, not a curated record
AUGCGUUUCCACGAUCGAUCUUUUGAAAUGCUUGAGUACCUUUUCCAGUUGUUUCGAUACUUUCACUGUUACGAAACAACGCACUUUGGCGUUUGCACCUGGUGCGAAUCAUUGUGUCAAAACAUCCAAAAAUUUUGCGCUCAUCUAUCUGGAGCUUCUACCAACGAAGAGGUUCCCACUACCACCUAUUCAGAUGACCUAUUGGAUAUGGGUGUAUGGUCAAUAGUAGAUGUCCCAAAUGAAGAGGGUUCUAUUCAAUCCACGUUACAGUUAAAUAAAUACGAUUCAGACGGUUCCCAACCCUCUCUUAUAUCCACCUCAUCGUUGAUCGGAUACGCCAACAUGCAAUUAUGGCAAGAACCAUUGCCUCCAUCCAUUUUCAUCCCACAACGUGGUUACAAUGAUGAGCUCGCUAUGCCCAGUGACAUUGUCGAGGAAAGCUUUGAUCUAACCGCCUUCAUGGAUUUCAUUUUCACUCCCGGUCGUUUCGCUAAAGUGGCGAUUCACGAUGCCUUCAAGUCAUUGAAGCAGUCGCAUCACCUACCACAGGAAUGUCCCCCAGACGACGUUGUGACAACUAUGAGGGACGAAAUCAGUCACGCACUCAUUUCAGUCUUCCGACCGUCACUCUCUGUUGCCGAAUUCCGGACCCUCCUGAUGACUUUCCACCAGAUUAUCGUGGACUACCACCAACGAGCCUCUGAACCUCUUGGUUUAUUCUGUGUAAAGUCGAAUGGGGAUGUCGUCGUUGUGCAUCGUUCCGGCCUCUCCGUGGCACGACGUCUUCAAUCGACAGAGGAGGGCCUCUUGAACUCACCCUUUCUCGAUUACUAUCUCGAGACAUCGGCGUUAAAUCAGCGAGUCACCAAACUACGCGCUCGAGAACGCCUCGUAUCUUGCUGUCGUCGAAUUGUCAAGGGUCUUGCCCAAAGCCAAGUUUGGUUGGAACAUGAACGCAAGAUUUGCGAGAAUCUCGAGAACUUUCACCAUACCGAAACUGUUCUCAAUCAACUUCUGGCAGACUUACCAGCUAAUCAGUUAUUUGAUUGGGAAGAGGACGAUGUUAUGGAAGGAAUGGAGGACGCUUUUAGUUGGUUUCUGGAGUUCCUUUUCACACCGUAUCCAAUCGAGUUCACUGCCGCAGAGUUGGGGAAAGAGGAGGAAGUCGAGAAGGGUGUCCGGCAGACAGCAAACACUAGCUUACGUUUCUGUGUCGCGAUGCACCUUCUUUGGCGCCACUGCAACCACCACUCUGCUACCUCACUCGGAUCUUCUCGGAUAGAGGAUCAUUUGCAGCAAUCCUAUCGAUGCCUUGCAGUCAUCCAGUGGCUCACCAUUACCCGCGCUGCGUCUCCGUCAGACCAAAGUUUUUUGUCUUUGGUGUGGACUCAUCUCAAGAUACUUGGCAUGGAAGAUCGAUCUAUGGACUCCGUCCCUCGUAAUGUUUACCAGUCUACCUCCAACAGGAUGUGUUUUCAGUUUUCCGGCUUGAGUCUUCUCGAGGAGCUCAUUCUCUCCGCUCCCGAGAUUUUCUCUGUCUUCUCGGGGGGUAUAGACGAACCCUCCUGGAGAACACACGCCUCCAUAAUCAUUAUGGCUCUUCAAAAGGAUCUUUUUCCUGUACUGAAAAACGGCGAAACUGUUGCUCCUCUUCUCAAACAUCUCUUACUUGGCGCUCGGUGUAAGGAGCUACUGACCUUGUGUAAGUGCCUUGCACCAAAUGCUUUCGGUAAUAUCGAUCUGAAAGGUCUGCCAAGUGUUUGUCGAGAUGGCCAGAUAGACGGAAAAUCAAAACCUAUCCUGAGAAAUGGGUUUUGGUGGCCGGGAGAUGUAAACGCACUUCAUAUGUGUGCUUUUCUUGCGUUGUUGUGGUCCGGGCUCACAGACGAGGCGGUUGAACAAUAUAUCCAAGGUUCAUUGUAUCUGCGACGCCGUCUGCUCAGUCGUUUGCAUCCCUUUUCUACUGAAUACUCAUCGGAUUUGGCCCCUGAUGAAAAUAUUGCAGCGCCGUGCUCUCUCUUGGAAAAGCUUUUUCCUGCUGAAUUCGCUCUAAGUACUUUACUCUGUUUUCCUACUACCAUUCAAGAUAGUCGUGGUCUACUUUCCACUCCGCUCCUUGUGGACGAAGUUCAAAUUCGGUACUUGAUCAAAGCGAUGCCAGUGUUAGAACAGCUUGACAAGUCCCAACACGUCAUUCGCUUGUGCGAGUAUGCACUAGAACUUAUCCAGAAAGCCUCUAGUGACGCUUGUGCUGCGGGUCUCCUGGAUUUUGGAGCAACAGGAGUUAAGACGAGUCACAUCGGUCUCUUCCCCACAUCUGCUGUUUGUACUGAUGAUGCGGAAUUUCUCAGCCUCGCACAAAAUCUCUUUGAACUCGAGGCGGUUCUUCGUACCCGCAUUUUCCGCCACGAACUCGCCACUGGGAAUGUUGCAAGGGCCCAUGCACAACGCGAUUGUCUCCACCUGUUAAUCACUACGCUCUGUGAUCGGGGCCAAACCACUGAACUCGUGAACUUUGAAUAUGGAUCCCUAGAAAGUGAGUUGGUCUCCACCCUCAAGUCGAGAGCUCGGGCUGCUGAUGUGUUACCGAAGUCGGUACCACGACGGCAGACGUUAAAGGAAAGCGCAGCGGGGCAGGAGGAGAAUAUUUUUUAUGCCGUUCUCUAUGCCUACUAUGUGCGCCACUCGAAAUUCCAUUCUGCUGUGGAAGUGUGUUUUGAGCAGGCUGUUCGGCUUGCGGAGGAGUCUGCACUGCUUCCUUCGACUCCGUUUCGACUCGCUAAAUCCGAUGGCCCCUGGGGCGCUGGGUCGUGGGUUUUGGCGGUGCUGCAACAACAAGCCCUCUGUCUCUCAACUUGCAUCAAUACCCUUGAAUUGCUGCCGGUUCAGGAUCAGUGGAUCAUCAGACGUGAUUCAAAAGCCGCCUUUCUUGAUGAUAUGAGGGUCUCUUCCUCUGCCCUUACGUCGGACGUUUCUUGGGCCUUCGACGUGGAAGAGGAAGAGGACGCUAGCGAGAACCGUCCAGGCGAAAGGAGGAAUGAGGAAAUGCUCAUGGUUGAGAGCAUUUCGAAUUCAAACAAUGUCAUACGUCAUCAAGCUGGGGAUCAUCGUAUUCUUCAACUCACGGAUCUGGAGCAUCAGUACUUAGUGGUGCGGGCCCGUCUUCAACUAGCUCAGGUCUCUUGGGAACAGGGUAUGCUGCGGGUGGGGAACACUUCAAUCCACGAUCUCUACUCUUCUCUCAUCGCUACUGCACUAUACGAGGAGGCCCUCCAGAUGCUUGUUGCGUUCAAUCUCAAUCCCUCACCUUUGGUCACUGCUAUUGCAUCUCGUUGUGUAGCACUGGCAGAGCACAAACAGACCACCAAAGACGGAUUUGCUCCCUGUCUGCCCGCGCUCACGAAUACCACUGCGCCAUUGAAUGUUGAGCGAGUUCUCGUGACCAAAUCCUUGGCCACUUUAUCCGACUACCUUGGUGUUGCAGGUGACGUGAUGAUGGAGGAGAAUCGCAAGAGCGAUCUCCUCGAUCUCUACUGGUCCUUGCUGAAGGUCCUACUGACCAGCCUGGACUCUCGUGGUGUUUUAGUGGUCGGUGACAAGCCUCGAGCUAAGUGGGACCUCGGUCUGCUAGCCUGUCGCACGAUACUUACAGGAUCAUUAUCCCAACUUUCAUCCAUUCAGCUGCCCUGCUGGCUCAUGCAGUUUCUCUCUAGCGGUCCUUCUGGCCCUAUUUUUCCUCUAUUGCGCCUUCUUUUCGACCAUAACCAGCUGCGAGAAGCCUCUCGUCUUGCGAAUGCCCUUCUUUUGACCGCUAUCGGUCCUGAAACCGGCCAAUGUCCGGCUCUGUUGAAAGAGGUUGAUCUGCAGCAGCUUCAGCUGAAUUUGUGCUCUGCUCCGGAGCGUGUUGCUUCCUCUUCAAUAUAUCUUCCUCACAGCCUUCUUGUUCGCCUCUUGGAGGCCCUUGCCUCCGUUUCUCACAAGUCUCAAGCAUACUAUUCAAUGCAUGCGAAAUUGCAGUCACUGAUGAAGGAGUAUUACUCCACGUUAGUCUUGGUGGAUGGAAAACGUCGACCACUCCAAUUGCAUUAA